AUGGACCAGGUCAAGAAGCUGCAAACUACAUGCCUGCGGCCUUCACAGGCCCAGCUAGCGCUCGCAAUUGCCAUCGUUAACUCAAAGCCCGCAGCCAUCCCAGUUCUCGACCACAUCAAUCAGAUACGCUUCCAUGUGAAGCAAUCAACAGCUCAGCCACUCAGUCUUGAUGCCUACAAGUAUUUCGACAGUGUAGCUCAUUGGAGACAGGCUUAUUACAAGGCUGAAGACGAGCAAAGCAAACUGAGCAAUCGGGUCUUUGAGUUGGAGCAGCGUGUCGAGUCUCUAAAAUUGAAGCUCAAAGAUGACGAUAUCAAGCUAACCCCUGAGAGCGGCAAGCGCAAGGACGGCUGUGACUCGGGUGCAUCAGGCCCGAGGAAGAAACGGCAGAAGAACGGUCCAGAAAUUGGAGUAGAGCUAGAAAGUCUGGAUGAUAUCAUGAGCCAUAUGAGCUCUAAGGAGGGAUCGAUCGGUUCUUUGAUGAGACAUCUUUCGACACUACAACAAAACAUAAACAAAAAGCCAAAUUGGGCUGUGAUUUCUGCGGAGAUGACUCUUUCGUCUGUGAAUAGCAACGAGGCAUCAGUUCCGAACCUACCUAAACAGAAGGCUAUUUUAACAACAGAGCCUAAUUCAAUCUCUAUUCUGGCUGUCAUUGAGAGUGCUCAUAAGAUAUUAUGUCAAUCAAUUAACAAAAUGAACAAUUCAGCUGAAGGGCGCAAAUUCGACGGCCAGGUUACUUACCAUAUAGUAUCUCUCUUCGAAACAGCGCUCCAGGCGUUGGAAAAGCAAUGUCAAUUACAGGUGACACAAAACGACAAACCCAAAAACAAGCCACUGCCUAAGAGACGAGGAACAAAAAUUUCAGAGGCAAAGUCUCAAGGCGCUUUCGAAAUCAAUAGCAAUAUUUCCUUUGACGAUAUAUCGAGAUACAUUAGACACUUACUUGCUGGGAUGAUGCUGAGGUCAACAACUUUAAUCACCAAAUACGAAAGCAUCUUUGAAGGCUAUCUCUUUGUAUUCCUCCGUCGGGUGGGAACAUUAGUUUCUAUCAUGGAAUUCAGGGAAAUGCUUUCUGAUCCCGAGCUUCAAGCCAGCCCGGAUCAAUUACCUAUACCAGGUGGCCUUAGUCGUGCAAAGACUGACGAUAUAUCUUUGCGGGCGGCAGAAAUCGAGUCCAAACAUAUUGUAUGGCUGCUGGAAAAGGUUGUCGCACUGGUCCAUUCAGUCGGGAUGAAAUCGACCCGAACUCUCACUGACGGCCCCUCAGCAGAGGCGCCGGGUUCAAACGAGUCUCUUCUCCGUUUUACCAAAAAGAGAAUGCAACGAACGCUACUCAAGACAGUCUUUAGUGAAGAUGAUCCAUUGUUUCUUGACUCACUCAAACAACCACAAGCUACCAGUAGUGAACCGACACAUAUGGAUGAAUCAGAAUCUGCCUCGGAAUGGUUUUCUCGACAACUAUGGAAAUAUCUGGGGUCUGAUGUACUUGAAUCUGUCUGGAAAUGA
Messenger RNA from Talaromyces proteolyticus, 1509 nucleotides. RefSeq lists its product as uncharacterized. The transcript is spliced from 4 exons. NCBI's taxonomy places the organism in Eukaryota, Fungi, Ascomycota, Eurotiomycetes, Eurotiales, Trichocomaceae. The coding region runs from base 1 to 1509 and encodes 502 amino acids. The record is from RefSeq and is a predicted model, not a curated record.